Molecule: messenger RNA, 3276 nt
Organism: Malaya genurostris
Lineage: Eukaryota; Metazoa; Arthropoda; Insecta; Diptera; Culicidae
Product: transient receptor potential cation channel protein painless-like
Exons: 6
Coding region: 307-3069 (920 amino acids)
Biological process (GO): transmembrane transport; monoatomic ion transport
Cellular component (GO): membrane
Molecular function (GO): protein binding; monoatomic ion channel activity
Source: RefSeq, a predicted model, not a curated record
UCAUAAAAUAUUAGUAUCGACCAAAACCUCAGUCGUCACCAUUCGGUACCUUCAACGAGGCAGAUUUGUUUUGCAUUUACCGUCGAAUUUAACAAACUGAUUUUAACUGUAGAUUUCGAUAAUAUAGAAGAUUUCAUUUUACAUUUAAAUAAGGCAUUAUUUGCGAGGAAUCUGAAGCAGUUGUGAUUAGUUAGUUAGUGUCAAGAUUCGGCAUGAUUCAUAGUGAUUGUCUCCCUGUACUCAAUUGAUGAUUCUGCAUUGAAGUGUUACUGAAACCGGUUUUUUUCGGGGAAAAAGUGCAGCAAAAUGAACAACGUCAACAACAUUCAUCUUCUCUGCGUGUCGGAUCCACAGCAAGCACUUUCGAUUAGUUUGGCCGACAAGAAUCUGAAAAAUUUUCAAUAUGCUCUAAGUAGUGGUGCCGAUCCGAAUGUGCGUGAUGAUUCGGUCGGAUUGUCCGUUUUCGAGCACGCCUGUCAAACUGCUGGUUCGGCAAAGUUCAUAUUCGAAUGUCUGAGACACGGCGCUGAUUCACAAGUGCAAAACUCCAACGGAAAGUAUCCGAUUCAUCUCGCCGUAGCAUCUGAGGAUCCGGAUAACAUUCGCACACUGUUGGACAUCCCGGGACUGAAUAUUGAUGUAGCAUACCAGGACCAAACACCACUACAUUUGCUAUUCGAGCGUAUAAAUAGCAAUAAUUGGGAAAGCGUUUUCGAUUGUAUCAAACAAUUCAUUCGUAAAGGGGCAGAUGUAAACAUUCCCAACAGUGACAACCGAACUGCGGUGGGUGUUUUUGUGAAAAAUUCUAAAAACUGGCAGAAAAACUCGGAAUACUGGAGAAAAGAUAUUGUACAGUACUGCUUGAAAUUUGCUACCGUGGAUGUGGACUCGUUUCGCAAAGGUGAACUACGAAAAAAAAUUGUUGAAAUUUUCCCCGGUGUUACGAUACCCGACUUCACGAUGGAAACGAAUCUGGCAGUUUUGAUAUCCUUGAUUAAGAGUCAAAAUGAACGAAAACUCGAAUCAACACUGAAACAGUACAAGGAUAAACAAACCGACGAAAGAGAAUGGCAACGAGAUUUGAAUGAACUACUGAAAGCUGCAGUUCAAACGGGAAAAUUAUCGCUCGUGACAAAGAUAAUUCCGGAUAACUACAAAUUUGAUACCGGUACGGAUCUCCCAGAUCUGCUAGCGAGAUGUUGCAACUACGGCUUUCAUGACGUGCUGGCACUGAUUUUGACCCGAACAGGGCAUGAAUUGGCAGAUGUAAAACUAAUAAAUUCCACUCCCCUACUGUCAUUGGUUAUCAAAGAAAUAAACACUCUUAAAGACAGAGAAAAAUGUCCAUUUUUCAAGUGCCUGAACAUUCUGCUCGAUGACGAUCGUGUGGAAAUUGACAAACUAGAUGACAAAGGAUUCAGUGCCUUACACUAUGCAGUAAAGUAUAAGGUUGACUCGGCCGUAGAACUACUGCUGGGGCACUCGGCAUAUAUCGGAGCAAUGAACAUGUUCAAAGAGCUUCCAAUUUGCGAAAUGAAUCCACAAACGUUGGAAGAAUAUUUGGACUCUUGCAUAACCACAAACGAAAAACGUCCGGGAGAUGACGAAUACGAAGUGAACAUUGAUUUCUCCUGUUUGGUUCCUCCCAAAUACAAGAAGAAUUAUACGGGAGGAACGGACAAUAAUCCCGCCAGUAAAACCAGUGAUGAGAUGUUACCGAUUGUUUACAUGUCAAACUCGAACGAUUUGAAGCAUUUGUUGAAACACCCUGUGAUAUCCAGUUAUGUGUUAAUCAAGUGGCUCAGGCUCAGUCUGUACUUUUAUAUAAAUUUAGUGAUCUGUACAGUGUUCUUUCUGGCGUUCACCUGCUACAUAGUCAGAUGCUACGGCCAAGAGGAUGUGGACCAAUGGCUCAAGGAAUUGCUUCGUAUUAUUUGUUUGAUCGGAACAACCUAUAUGGCAUUGAGGGAGAUCGGUCAAAUGAUGCUGCACGUCAAACAGUAUUUCAGUUCAAUUGAAAACUGGAUGGAGAUUAUUUUAAUCCUAGCAUCAUACACCGUUCUGGUGAAGGAGUUUCAAAGUGAAACUCGGCAGAUUAUAUCUGCGGUUGUGAUUCUGCUGUCUGCCGUCGAAUUCACUCUGUUGGUCGGAACCCUUCCCGUGUUAUCGAUUUCAACACACAUGGUAAUGCUGAAAACAGUAUCGAAAAACUUUCUGAAGAGCUUGAUACUGUAUUCCAUCAUCCUUAUCUCUUUCGCGUUUUGCUUUUAUACCUUGUUCAACGUGAACAAUGGAAGUAAACCGAAGUAUGUCGAUGCUACGCCCUCGUCCGAUACCAAUGACGAGAAGGAAGAAGAGGAAGAUAAGUUCAAUACAUUCGCUGACAUUGGCACUGCAUUGCUUAAAACCGUGGUGAUGCUAACGGGUGAAUUCGAAGCAGCAAACAUCAAAUUCCAGAUCAACGGCGUUAGUUAUGUGAUUUUUUUACUGUAUCUGUUUUUCGUUGCCAUCGUAAUAUUCAAUCUGAUGAAUGGGCUUGCGGUUAGCGAUACUGCGGCGAUCAAAGCUGAGGCCGAAUUGAUAGGUCUUUCCCAGAAGGUGGAUGUCAUCUCCAAAUACGAAAAUGCAAUAAAGUCACCGAAAACCAAUGGAGUAUUAACCACACUGAUAUUCUACGUUUUCCCGAGAACGUUUCUCCAGCUGUUCCCCGAUUAUUUGCCUCUGAACUAUGUGAUUGUAGCGCCGAACCAGUCCAACACAAUUUUCAUACCGAAACCGCAACCGAAAGGAGAAGUGGAGUCCGUGAUCGAGGUCGAGAGCCACAUCGAACUACUCCCGAGUGGUCCACGAACCAACGAAAAGUUCAAGCUUAGUUUCGGCUACUGCAUUUUGCCCUCGAUAUCCAAGAUGGAUAAUAAGAUCAUGAAGUACGCCAAGGAAAUUCUGCACACUCGAAACAAGAGAGGACAUGUGAUAGAUAAAAUACAACCACUUGAAAUGAGAUUGUCAAAAAUUGAAAGUAAUCUAGAAACGAUAUUGCAGUACUUGAGGAGUACAGAGAAAAAGUAAUAUCACACGAUCGAUAUUAAAUCCAACGAUCUGAUGACUACACUCUAGUAUUGUUAAGAGUCUUGCUUUUUAAUUGUAGCACGUAACAAAAUAAGCUCGAAAACAUUCUAUUAAUUUAUUUUAUAUUUUGUAUUUAUUGUUAUUAUUCGAACCUGUUUUUCUCACGAAUGAUAUAAUUCGCGCAGAGCGGUUUUUUAAAGUGACAUU